CGCCGCCACCGCACUAAACCCUCGCCGUCCCUCAUCGCCGCCGCCGCCGCCGGCCGACGAAAGUUCGGCCUCCGCCGCCCGAUGAUAAAAGCUCGCGUUACGUCCGUCCGUAUAACUACGUACAAUCUUCCGGUAUCGCACCACUGCCACCGCCGCCGCCGCCGCGACCCACGCGCACACACACGUCGCCGCUGUGGCCGCCACGCGUGGUCACGCACACGCACGCACGUACACGCGACAGCCGCCGCCGCCUGUCGAGACGUCGCUUGUGCACCGUCGACAGCCACUCGGUGGGACCUGGUCGCAGUCCCGUUGACACCGCCGUCGUUGCUCUUUUGGAUGACGGCCACUGGUGCCGUGCCCAUUCGCCGUACAGUCGACGAGAUCGCCACUGCGCCCGGGCGGUUGACGGCAACCGGCGGGUCAGCGUAAACCGCGGCCGGCAUGUCCACGGUGCUGCAACAACCGCCGUCCGGAGGAGCACCGCAAUCGUCGCUGCUGCCGCACCUGCAUCCGCACGGCCACCACGGCCAUCAUCUGCACCACAGGCCGGCCGCCGAACUGCAGGCCGCAGCCCACAACCCGGACGUCCUGCUCGCCCUGCUGGCCCGGAACAAGGCUCUAGAAGCUAGUAUACCAAAGUGUGGUGGUUGUCAAGAAUUAAUACUAGACAGAUUUAUAUUAAAAGUAUUGGAACGCACUUGGCACGCUCGCUGUUUAAAGUGUAACGAGUGUGGAGCUACAUUAGCCGACAAGUGUUUUGCUAGAAACGGAAUGCUGUUUUGUAAAGACGACUUUUUUAAAAGGUACGGGACAAAAUGCGCCGGUUGUGAUUUGGGAAUCCCGCCCACACAAAUAGUUCGGAGGGCUCAAGAUCUCGUCUACCACUUACAAUGUUUUGCAUGUGUCAUGUGUGGUCGUACGUUGAAUACUGGUGAUGAAUUUUAUCUGAUGGAAGAUCGGAAAUUAGUGUGUAAACCUGAUUACGAAGCCGCAAAAACUAAAGAGGGCGGAUGCCUGGAUGGCGAUCAACCAAAUAAACGUCCAAGGACAACUAUUACGGCCAAGCAGUUGGAAACAUUAAAAAUGGCUUACAACAACAGUCCAAAACCAGCUAGACAUGUUAGAGAGCAGCUAAGUCAAGACACUGGAUUAGACAUGAGGGUAGUCCAAGUUUGGUUUCAAAAUAGACGUGCAAAAGAAAAAAGGCUUAAAAAAGACGCUGGCAGAUCACGCUGGAGCCAAUAUUUCAGAACAAUGAAAGGUUCAAUUUCGCCUCGAAAUGACAAAGAUGAUCUUAAAGUUGAUCUUGAUUCAAACUUCAGUCAUUCACACGAUUUAGAAAGCAAUGACAGUUAUGGUACAAGCACGUUAACUAUAGAUCAAGAACACAGCUCUCCUUUACCUGGGAGUCAUCACCAUAAGUUUUUACCCGGCAACUCUUCACCAUCGUCACAUCAAUAUAUGUCAUCACCCACUCAACACGUUACAACAUUUACAGCAGAUAAUGGUUACAUCACAGUAGGUCCUACACAUUCUGCGCCUUCUGAACUAAGCGACAACAGUAGCACACAUGGUUUUGCAGAUUUUCCACCAAGUCCAGAUUCAUGGCUAGGAGAAACACCGCACAGAUAUUGAAAAUAUAUUAUCAUAUUAAAAUAAUGUAUUACGAAGUACAAAUCAAAAAUGUUCUUUUAACCUACCAAGGAUUAUAACAAACUGACUGGGAGAACCAAGUUUUUAAAAUGUUUAAUAAUUAUUUUAUUUCCCGUGUUUGUGUGACAUGUGUAUCAUUAGUUCGCGCAACAGUUUUUAUGGUAUUUCAUUAGGUUUACGCCAAGAAUCGUGUUUAGAUGUAGAUAUUUUUUCUUUUUGAUCUCGAAUUUAUAUUCAUUUAAAUGUUAUCUUUAAAUAAAUCAAAAUAAAUGUAUACAUGCUAUGGAAUAUUGUUGUUUUAACUUAACAUUGCCAUACAUAAAAUUAUACAUGUGUACAUAUAAUAAGGCUACAUUGUAUCAUUGUAUAUUAAGUAUUACCCUUUGGAAGACUAAGUUAUGUAAUUAAUAUUAUUAUAUCUUAAAAUAUUCAUUGUGUAUGAAAUGUAAAAUAAGCUUUAAUAAAUAUAUCGUUAAUAAAGAAUUGUUUGAAUGUAU
Molecule: messenger RNA, 2153 nt
Organism: Aphis gossypii (cotton aphid)
Lineage: Eukaryota; Metazoa; Arthropoda; Insecta; Hemiptera; Aphididae
Product: LIM/homeobox protein Lhx3
Exons: 8
Coding region: 445-1638 (397 amino acids)
Biological process (GO): regulation of transcription by RNA polymerase II; neuron differentiation
Cellular component (GO): nucleus
Molecular function (GO): RNA polymerase II transcription regulatory region sequence-specific DNA binding; DNA-binding transcription factor activity, RNA polymerase II-specific
Source: RefSeq, a predicted model, not a curated record